AUACGGGGACAUGAGAAAGGAAAUCGGCUUCAGAAUCCGGGACAUGUGGUAUAACCUGGGUCCCCACAAAAUCAAAUUUAUCCCCUCCAUGGUGGGUCCUAUUCUGGAGGUCACCCUGACCCCUGAGGUCGAGCUCCGGAAAGCCACCAUCCCCAUUUUCUUUGACAUGAUGCAGUGUGAGUUCAACUUUAGCGGGAAUGGCAAUUUCCACAUGUUUGAGAAUGAGUUGAUCACAAAGCUGGACCAAGAGGUGGAAGGGGGCAGAGGAGAUGAACAAUACAAGGUCCUUCUGGAAAAACUGCUCCUAGAACAUUGCCGGAAACACAAAUACCUCUCCACCUCUGGAGAAGUGUUCGCAUUCCUGGUCAGCAGCCUGUUAGAGCACCUGUUGGACUACAGAACCAUUAUCAUGCAUGACGAGAGCAAGGAGAACCGCAUGAGCUGUACUGUGAACGUGCUGAAUUUUUAUAAAGAAAAGAAGAGAGAGGACAUAUACAUAAGGUACUUGUACAAGCUGCGGGAUUUGCACCGAGACUCUGAAAACUACACAGAAGCCGCCUAUACCCUCCUCCUACAUGCUGAGCUGCUGCAGUGGUCUGAUAAGCCCUGUGAACCCCAUUUGCUUCAGAGGGACAGUUACUACGUCUAUACCCAGCAAGAGCUUAAAGAGAAGCUGUAUCAAGAAAUCAUAUCAUACUUUGACAAAGGCAAAGCUUUUUUUACAGAAAAGUACUUGCAGGAGCAUCCCGAAGACCAGGAGAAGAUUGAGCUGCUAAAACGACUGAUAGCAUUGCAGGGCGGCCAGUGCCCAAGCCCCACACGGAGAAGUAGCGUUCUCAUGUGGUCCAUGCUGUGUCUGCCAGCUUACCUGUCCGUCUCCACCUCCAUCCUCGCCCAGCCUCUGGAUCUGAAGUAUCCCUCUUCCUAA
Molecule: messenger RNA, 928 nt
Organism: Leptonychotes weddellii (Weddell seal)
Lineage: Eukaryota; Metazoa; Chordata; Mammalia; Carnivora; Phocidae
Source: RefSeq, a predicted model, not a curated record